UAACAGACACUCCAGAAGGGCUAAAUUAGAAGAAAUUUGGUGAAACCACACUGUUGUCAGAAGUUCACAAUGACAUUACAAACAAGCUGGAUAUCAGUCCUAAUGGCAUUUCUUCUUCUAUUACAUUUUUGGAGAGCAAAGGUCUAUGCUUCUGGAAACCCAGAGGAGGAAAUAGAUCUCACAUAUGUUAUUAUUGGAGUUACUCUGGGAACAUUUCUAGCAAUCAGUUUUGUAGCAGUAAUAAUCUGCAUGAUCAAAAAACAAAUGCUUGACAAUGCCUUUGGAGAGUCAGAUGGCAAAAUGGAUAGAAGGUCCAACAUGGGAUCGAGCCAGAACAGAGAUGACGUCAAUGUACUAGGAAAACAAAGUACAGAUGAUCAAUAAUCCUUUUGCAAUCAACAGUUACCUGUCUGAGGAUCAAUAGAAGUCUCUUGUGCACAGGCAGGAAUCUCACCAAUACCAAUUAUUUUCUUUGUUCUUUAACUGAGAGACUGAUUGAUUGAUUAUAGGAGGAGCUUAUAAUGCAUGCUAUCUUCAAUCACCUGCACACAAAAAACCUGCAAUCCCCAACAGCAUGCAUAUGAAGGAAAUGUAUGAGGAAAAUAAAAUAGAUGAGCUUGCUUGAUUAAUAGAUUCUGUUUAGUCUGUGAUAAGUAUGUGGUUGAUUUCAAAAAUCAAUUAAAUGUAAGAUAUAUUCAAAAAGGUAGCAAUACAUUUCAGCAGCAGAAUUUAUGGUCACACCCAUAUUUCAAGUUAGGUAAGUAAUAACUGAAGUAGCUUUAAAAAACAUUAAUUUGAGUCUGAAAUAAAGAAAGCUCCUCAAGUAUUUCAGGAAAUACCUGUUUUGUAUUAAUAAUAAGAUAUUUCAUUCACACUAGAGUUGUUUUAUGUUUUGUUUUGUAUUUUUUUUUCUUUAGGAUGGAUGUCUUUUGAUUAACUGUAGAUGCUAAUACUAAUUUCAGCCAUUUUAUAUGAAUUAUGGUCAUUUAAAAUUAAAAGUCCUUUUAGAAAUAAUGUUUUCCAUGUGUUGUUUUUAGAACAUUGAAAUGAAAACAGUUUUGUAUACUCAAAAAAAGUUUCUGGACAUCUGAAACAAAACAUAUCAACAUUCUACAAACAAGUUAGUCUGACAUUUCCAAAAUUCACCCAUCCCUAUUUUUUUAGUAUAAAACAAUCACAGAAUCACAGAAUGGUUGGGGUUGGAAGUGAUCUCUGGAGAUCAUCUAGUCCAACCCACCUGCUAAUGAAGGUACCCCUAGAGAAGAUUGCACAGGAAUGUGCCCAGAUGGGUCUUGAAUGUCUCCAGAGAAGGAGACUCCACAACCUCUCUGGGCAGCCUGUUCCAGUGCUCUGGCACCCUCAGAGUAAAGAAGAUUCUCCUCAUAUUCAGAUGGAACCUCCUGUGCUUCAGUCUGUGCCGGUUGCCCCUUACUCUAUUGCUGGGCACCACUGAAAGGAGUCUGGUCCCAUCCUCUUGACACUCACCAUUGAGAUAUUUAUAAACAUUCAUGAAAUCCCCUCUUAGCUUUUCCUCUCCAGGCGGAACAGACCCAGCUCUCUCAGUCUCUCUUCAUAAGAAAGGUGCUCUAGGCCCCUAAUCAUCUUCAUAGCCUGAAUGCAUUAAGUUCAGUCAGAAUCUGGAAAUAAUUUCAGUCUCCCAGCCCCUUCAUUCUUGUUCUAGCCUGACAUAUUCUCUUGAGUUUGGUUUCAUCAAAAUUGCUCUGCCUGGCUCCAAUUACAAGCUUCUUAUAGUGGGAGUGACAACAAGAAAUAACAGAGCUUUGUCUCAGAACAUUUAGAAAUGUUCAAAUAAUUUUAAAUAGUUUAAAUUGAAGUUAUUCUGUGAACACAUCCCAGCUUUUACCAAAACUGUGAGCCUGUGGCUUUGGUCUCAGUUGAGAAAAAAAUGUCAUAGAUUCUAUUCUGUUUGCUUAAAUCCACUUCUUUCAAGAAUGCUUUUUUAUAACAGAGGUCAUCACAAGGUGCAAGAAAAGCAGGAACAUUUUUGUAUUGGAAGCCAGGCUUUCCUUUCAGCUUGUGAAGACAGGGCAGCAAAUGUCAGCUGUGGGACCUCUGGCAGGACUUGGAUACAGCAAUGCCAGGCUGGGCAUCCUCUGCUGUUCCUACAGCUCGUCUCAGGAAACCCAGCAGAACUCAAAAGCUUGCAAAACUCAGGCAGAUGGCACACACAACGUUAAAUAAUAUCAUGAUAUUUUACAGGCACAGCUAUUUUGUCAUAGCAUCACAAGGAUGACUCCAAGCAGGACGUUAUACUAUUUUAUUGCAACUUACAUAUAACCACUAGCCAGAUCCAAGGACCACAAAGUGUAAAUAGAUUGGAUCUGCCUAAACUUUUAGCUCAGGCCAAUGCCUAUAGGCCAAUGCCUAUAGACAUAUGGAUUGUUUAAUCUCGUUUUUAACAUGGAUUCCUAAAGUUAAUUUUUAAUCCAGUGUCUGCUCUUAGUUAUGCCACAUGGCAGAUCAUAAUCAAUGUAGUUCUUUACAGUUCUUCACUAUUGUAAUAAAGCAGAAGUUAUCAAAAUUGAAAAAAAAGAAAGUUAGACUGGAGUCCAACCUUGAAAUUCUGCGUAUUACCAAGUAAUAUCACUUAAAAAAUAGUGGAAGCCAGGACCGCCCAUCCAAUAAUCAGCUUUCAGACUCUGAAGAGCUACAAUUAACCCCACACAUUAAAGGCAGAGCUGAUGUGCUGAGUGAGGGACUUAGAGUCAAUGCACUGUCAGAACGUAAGAGAAGAUAUAUAUCAGAAUUUUGUUCCUAUGAAGAAUAAGCUACUGUACUACUUGAAACUGAAAUACUUUGAAUAUGUGAAUAUUAUCUUAGCAAAGCAGGUAAUUUUCUAAAUGUGCAAAGGAAACUGGAUGGUAAUUUAUCUGCACAUUUGAACAACAAAAUGUAAGUUUUAUGUUCAGAGAAAAUUGGUAUAUUGGAAUAAUUUCCCUGGAUUCCUAGGUGCCUGUUACCCAGUUCAGUAACACUGCAGUUCAUUAGCAGCAUUUGAUAACAGGUAGACUAAAGCAGUAAUGUGAUUAUUGUAAGUAAUUGUAUGUAUGUACAUGUGUAAGUGAAUAAACGAUCUUGUAAGGUAUCUUAA
Messenger RNA from Columba livia (rock pigeon), 3112 nucleotides. RefSeq lists its product as uncharacterized. The record is from RefSeq and is a predicted model, not a curated record. The transcript has 6 exons. NCBI's taxonomy places the organism in Eukaryota, Metazoa, Chordata, Aves, Columbiformes, Columbidae. Bases 70 to 384 code for a protein of 104 amino acids.